AUGCACACGGAUGUCGUGCUAAUCAACCUGCUGCUGCUGCUGUGGAUGCUCGGUGUGUCCGGGCUGACGCGUCCGAGGGGACCGACACCGCAGCCACACAGACACUGCAAAUCGAAAAGAGAAGUGUCCCUAAUGCAAGGAUGGGGUCGCAAGAUUGGCAGCUCCAUAUUCAAGAGGAGUCCAGAUAUGACUAAAGCCGUGGAAAAAAAGUCUGAGCAGCUGCUGAGGAUAGACGACCACGACUUUACGAUGCGACCAGGAUUUGGAGGCCCUGCAGUCCCAGUUGGAGUGGACGUGCAGGUUGAAAGCCUGGAUGCAAUUUCGGAGGUUGAUAUGGACUUCACAAUGACCCUGUACCUCAGACACUACUGGAAAGAUGAACGCCUGUCCUUCAGGAGCAAUAAAAACCAGAGCAUGACUUUUGAUGGGCGACUAGUGAAGAAGAUCUGGGUGCCCGACAUGUUUUUUGUCCACUCAAAGAAGUCCUUCACACAUGACACCACCACUGAAAAUGUGAUGCUGCGAGUUUACCCCGAUGGCAAAGUCCUGUACAGCCUCAGAGUGACGGUCACAUCCAUGUGCAGCAUGGACCUGAGCCGCUUUCCUCUUGACACACAAACAUGCUCUUUGGAGAUAGAGAGCUAUGCGUAUACAGAUGAUGACUUGAUGCUGUACUGGAAAGAAGGGAACCGCUCAUUGAACACAGACGAGAGAAUUUCUCUCUCGCAGUUCCUCAUCCAGGAGUUCCACACCACCUCCAGGCUGGCCUUCUACAGCAGCACAGGCUGGUACAACCGUCUCUACAUCAACUUCACCCUGCGGCGGCACAUCUUCUUUUUCCUGCUGCAGACCUACUUCCCCGCCACUCUGAUGGUCAUGCUGUCCUGGGUGUCCUUCUGGAUCGACCGCAGGGCCGUCCCUGCCAGAGUGCCACUGGGUAUAACCACAGUGCUCACCAUGUCCACCAUCAUCACUGGAGUCAACGCCUCCAUGCCAAGGGUCUCCUACAUCAAAGCUGUGGACAUUUACCUCUGGGUCAGCUUUGUCUUUGUCUUCCUGUCUGUGAUAGAGUACGCUGCAGUUAACUACCUGUCCACUCUGGAAGAGCGUAAGGAGAGGAAACUCCGAGAGAGGCUGCUGUGUACGUGUGGGAUGAACCACCCUGGCAUGAUGUCUGUGGGCUACAGUGAGAUGGACGUCAACAACACAGGGAACUAUGGCAUGCCGGAACAGAACGGGAUGAAACGGGAGAGGAUGCUGGUGGAGCUGGCGAUGGGGACCGACCAGGUCACUGGCCAUGUGGCCUCCGCCGGCUACAGCGACGCGUGGAUCGACACACACGUCAUCGACAAGUACUCCCGGGUCCUUUUUCCUGGAUCCUACAUCCUCUUCAACAUUAUCUACUGGUCCAUCUACUCCUAG
Pleuronectes platessa (European plaice) is the source of this 1422-nucleotide messenger RNA. Its product is annotated as gamma-aminobutyric acid receptor subunit rho-1-like. Gene Ontology annotation, biological process: monoatomic ion transmembrane transport; chemical synaptic transmission; signal transduction. The record is from RefSeq and is a predicted model, not a curated record. The coding region runs from base 1 to 1422 and encodes 473 amino acids. Gene Ontology annotation, cellular component: neuron projection; GABA-A receptor complex; synapse. The transcript has 10 exons. Gene Ontology annotation, molecular function: extracellular ligand-gated monoatomic ion channel activity; neurotransmitter receptor activity; GABA-A receptor activity. Lineage: Eukaryota; Metazoa; Chordata; Actinopteri; Pleuronectiformes; Pleuronectidae.